Molecule: messenger RNA, 3970 nt
Organism: Coccinella septempunctata (seven-spotted ladybird)
Lineage: Eukaryota; Metazoa; Arthropoda; Insecta; Coleoptera; Coccinellidae
Product: probable multidrug resistance-associated protein lethal(2)03659
Exons: 11
Coding region: 21-3959 (1312 amino acids)
Biological process (GO): transmembrane transport
Cellular component (GO): membrane
Molecular function (GO): ATP hydrolysis activity; ATP binding; ABC-type transporter activity
Source: RefSeq, a predicted model, not a curated record
CAAUUUAAAUAAUUCUCCUAAUGCUGCGUUUACUCCAUUAUCAAAAAAAUAAGAUGAACAAUGAUAAUACCAUGAGGAAGAAAGAAAACCCACUGUUGAAAGCAAACUUCAUUUCCAAGGUAACUUAUUUUUACAUGUUCAAAAUAAUGAGUGUGGCAGUCCACCAUGAAAUAUCUGAGGAAGACACAUAUGAGGUGUUACCUCGACAUAAAUCCAGUACAUUGGGAAGACAACUGGAAAUUUACUGGAACGAAGAAGUGAAAAAACAUAAGAAGUUUGCACUCCACAGAGCAUUAUAUAGAAUGUUUGGAAACAGUUACAUGUUGUUGGGGUUUUGCAAAUUUUUAGAAGAACUUGUCUUGCUCUUGGUGAUGCCUUUAUCAAUUGGAAAGAUAGUUACGUACUUCGAAAAGGAUCAGUCCAUAGUUUCAGUAUCAGAACUGUACAUCUACUCCACAGUAGUCAUCGUCACCCUAUAUGUAAAUGCCAUUUUCUCCCAUAAUGCUACCUUCCAUCUUUUACACAUCGCGAUGAAAAUGAGGAUAGCUUGUUCAUCGCUGAUGUACAGAAAAGCACUCAAAUUGAGUAAAAGUGCUGUGGAAAGAACCACUGUUGGCAAUAUCAUCACGAUGCUAUCAAGCGAUGUCGGUAAAUUCGAACAGGGAUUUUUCCUUUCACAUUUCGUUUGGAUUGCACCAAUACUCACAUUAGUUGCACUUUAUCUUCUGUACAAUCAAAUUCAACUUAGUGCUCUCUGGGGAAUUAUAUUUUUAUCAAUAUUCAUACCCAUACAAGUUCUUCUAGGAAAUAUGACGUCAUCUAAGAGAUAUAAAAUUCUGCAACGAACUGAUGAAAGGGUCAGAUUGAUACACGAACUCCUAACUGGUAUUCAAGCCAUCAAAAUGUAUUGUUGGGAAAAACCAUUUUCAACAGUAGUAAAGAUUGCCAGAAGAAAUGAGAUGAGUGAAAUCAGAAAUCACAGCUACCUCAUAGGACUACUCUACUCCCUCGAAUUUUUCAUAACAAGAAUAGCAGUCUUCAUAAGCCUAGUUGUUUACGUCCUUCUCGGGAAUACUUUGGCACCGCAGAAGAUCUUCGUCGUAACUGCCAUAUACAACGUGAUUAAGCCAGCUGUCACAAUAGUCUUUGCCAUGAGCAUAGCCGCCCUCUUCAGUGUCAACGUUUCCCUGAAGAGAAUUGAAAACUUUCUUCGAAAUCAAGAUUACGUUGAAAAUCCAUCCGGUUUUACACCGAACAACCUUAGGAAUAUCGACCCAAGAGACCUGGAAUCCAAUCAGGUCUCUUUACCAAUUGAGCCGAGGGUUUUCGUAAGAGGUGUAUGUGCCAAAUGGUUGGAUACGUCAAACGAGAUCACACUCAAAAAUUUGAAUUUUAACAUAUUAUCAGGAGAAUUAGUUGCUAUCAUCGGACCAGUUGGAAGUGGCAAGACGAGUCUCCUCAAUAUGUUGUUGAGAGAAAUGAUUGUCAUAAGCGGAGACGUAGAUAUUCAAGGAAGAAUAUCUUACGCCUCACAAGAACCUUGGUUCUUCGCUGGAAACAUCCAGCAAAACAUACUUUUCGGAGAAUCCUACGAUCAGGAUAGGUACGAAUCAGUUACACAUGUUUGUGCUCUUUUAGGUGAUUUUCAAAAUUUCCUUCACGGCGAUGCUACUCUAGUCGGGGAAAGAGGAAAAGCACUCAGCGGCGGACAGAAGUCAAGGGUGAACUUGGCGAGAUGCAUCUACAGAAAAGCAGAUAUUUACAUUUUAGACGAUCCUUUAUCUGCCGUGGACGCCAAGAUAGGCAGGCAUCUGUACCAGAAAUGCAUAGAAACAUUUUUAGGGGACAAAAUUUGUAUUUUGGUAACUCAUCAGUUGCAGUACCUGAAAACCGCUGAUAAAAUUAUAAUAAUGAAGGAUGGUCGUAUCGAGGCAUGCGGCACUUUUUCAGAAUUACAAAAUAGUGGUUUAGAUUUCGCUGAAAUGUUGGAAACAAUUCAAGCUGAGAUUGAGGAGAAAGAGAGUAGAAAUAUAACUAAGGCGGAUGAGAAAAAUAGUGAAGAUAUGCCGCAGAUGGAAAAAGAAAAGGUUGUGCAAGGAGAGGUGGACUUGCACACGUACUGGAGUUAUCUACGAGCAGGAGGAAACCUGUUUCUUAUAUCGAUACUCAUUUUUCUAAUACUCAUAAGUCACGUUGCGUCUUUUGGCGGUGAUUAUUUCGUUGCUUAUUGGGUCAAUUUGGAGCAAGUCAAAGUAGUGCAGCCAAGAAUUGCAUACCCGACAAGUAUUCAAAGGACGAAGAUCAUAUCUACAUAUGCAGUAAUACUUGCCUGCACAACAGUGACUGCUAUUGGAUUCUGCUUAUACUACGCAGCGUUUUUUUCGCGUGCUUCCCGCAAUCUUCACGAGAAAAUGUUCAAUAGACUCAUGCAGGCUACUAUGAAUUUCUUCAGUAAAAACUCCGUUGGCAAAAUACUCAAUCGAUUCGCUAAAGAUUUAUCUUUAGUUGAUGAACAUAUUCCAAUUGUUCUUCUGGAAGUUAUUUUGAUUGGUUGUUUCGUCUUUGGGAUAUUUCUCCUGUCGGUCAUCGUAGAAGCGUUUUUGAUUAUUCCACUACUACUGUUAUUCACAGGUAUUUAUUUCUUCAGAAGAUUUUAUAUAAGGACCAGUAGGAGUGUCAAGAGACUAGAGUCCGUAGCAAGAAGUCCGAUUCUUGGUCACAUGACGGCAUCUUUAGAAGGUUUGGCAACAAUACGAUGUUACAAUAUGGAAAAAGAUCUAACUGAAGAGUUUGAUCGCUUGCAGGAUGUCCAUAGCAGUUCUUGGUUCUUAUUCCUAGCCUCUAGUAGAUGCUUUGGAUUCUGGUUAGACAUGUUUUCCUUCACUUUUGUGGCGGUUUCUAUUUAUUUCAUGCUGCUUUUCAGUUCAGGCAUGAAUGGUGGGAAUAUUGGUCUUGUCAUCACACAGUAUCUGGGCCUUAUAGGGUCUCUACAGUGGGGCAUGCGUCAGUGGAGUGAACUGGAGAACCAGAUGGUUUCUGUUGAGAGACUCCUCGAGUACACAGAAAUCGAAAUCGAACCUGAGCGCCCCAACAAACCGGACCUACCGAAGAACUGGCCGAAAAAGGGCAAGGUCGAAUUCAAGGAUGUAUGUUUGAAGUACGAUGAAACGGAUGACGCCAUUCUGAAAAAUAUCACGUUCUCUGUGGAGCCUGGUGAGAAGAUCGGCAUCGUCGGAAGAACCGGAGCUGGAAAGUCUUCGGUGAUAUCUGCUCUUUUCCAACUUUAUGAAGUCGAAGGCAUGAUCCUGAUCGACGAUAUCAAUAUAACUAAUAUUCCCCUGAAAGUUAGCCGCCAAAAAAUUUCCAUCAUUCCCCAAGAACCUUUCCUGUUUUCUGGAACUAUGAGGGAAAACCUAGAUCCGUUUUCUAAAUACAACGAUGAGUUUCUCUGGAAAGCACUGGAGCAAGUUGAAUUGAAGGACGUUAUUUCCGAUGAAAAUAAAGGUUUAGAUCUUAUAAUAACAGAAGGUGGACAUAACUUGAGUGCUGGUCAACGACAAUUGGUGUGUCUUGCGAGGGCGCUCAUACAGCAGAAUAAAAUCAUCAUAAUGGACGAGGCUACUGCUAAUGUAGAUCCAUACACGGAUGCCUUGAUUCAGAAAACCAUAAGAACCAGGUUCGUUGACUGCACUCUGUUGACGGUAGCUCAUCGACUGCAUACCGUCAUGGACUCAGACAAGAUGUUGGUGAUGAAGAGAGGAAGAGUAGAAGAAUUCGAUCAUCCGUAUAUUCUACUCAGGAAUCCAGAUGGUUUUCUAUACCGUCUUCUUAAAGCUACCGGGGAGAAUACUUUUCAGAGUUUGGAACAAACUGCCAGGAAUAAUUAUGAAGAGAAAUAUGGGGCAAAAUAUAUAAGAGUCAAACCUUUCGAAGUUCCUCGAAGAAAAAGAGAUAUUUGAUUCAAUAUGUA